AUGCAUCGGUCUUCAGCUCAAUCUCCAAAAGAGGAUGUUUGUGCGCAAUGGAUGGGUCUCGGAUGUCCCAUUCACGCUCAACGGAACGAACAUUUCCGAAUGCACCAGCACCGAGGAUGUAGUGAAGAAGACCAAGAGCACCAGGAUCCGUACUUACCUCUUCAACACUCCACUCCAACUCAACUCCAACUCAACUUCAACACUCCAACUCAACUCUUCUCCAUACUUCCUGCUUUGACCUAUGCUUCGGAAACCUGGACAUUUCGCAAGCAGGAAGAAAACGCGGUGAGCGUCAUUGAACGCGCAAUUGAGAGAGUGGUGCCAGGAGUACCCCGUUUCACGCAAGUGAGGGGCGGGAUUCGAAGUUCUCUCCUACGUCAGCGAUCGAAGAUUAGAGAUGCCGCUGCGUUUGCCAAGAAAAGUAAAAUAAAGUGGGCCGGACACGUGAUGCGCUUUAACGGCAAGAUUUCUUCACGAAGUCCUUCAAAGAAAAUUAUGAUGCUCUUCGUGUCCCACGCGAAAGGAGGAACCACUGGACUACUCUGGCACGCGAUUGGGACAAAUGGAAGAACUACUGGCGCCACUCGACCAGUUCGAAGAUCAGUGGGAGUCAAGAAAAAUCCUAAGAAAUAUGGAUGCAUUAAAGGCAUCACCCCACGAAUCUGA
Molecule: messenger RNA, 666 nt
Organism: Necator americanus (New World hookworm)
Lineage: Eukaryota; Metazoa; Nematoda; Chromadorea; Rhabditida; Ancylostomatidae
Exons: 2
Coding region: 1-666 (221 amino acids)
Source: RefSeq, a predicted model, not a curated record